Molecule: messenger RNA, 2478 nt
Organism: Ruditapes philippinarum (Manila clam)
Lineage: Eukaryota; Metazoa; Mollusca; Bivalvia; Venerida; Veneridae
Product: monocarboxylate transporter 12-like
Exons: 5
Coding region: 714-1817 (367 amino acids)
Biological process (GO): transmembrane transport; monocarboxylic acid transport
Molecular function (GO): monocarboxylic acid transmembrane transporter activity
Source: RefSeq, a predicted model, not a curated record
UCAAUAUCACAUAGCUAGAUAAUAGUUAAUGUCUGCUCUGUUUCCAAGGAAUGAUAAGCGGCACAAUUGUACAGAGGUUUGGUACUCAAAAGGCUGGAAUUCUUGGCUCGUGCAUUGCUACUUUUGGCCUCGUGCUGUCUUUUUUCGCAUCUUCAGUUUUGUUACUUGAUAUAAGCGUUGGAGUUAUUCUAGAUGAGAGUCAUGGUGUUUCACAUUUUAGGUAUUGCUUUUGACGAAACUUGACAAAACCUUGGGGGAAACUCACGCGCAAGGCCAUCUUCAUCAUUGACCUUAAGACGUUGUAGCUUUAAUUUUCUAUGAUUUUUUCGUAAUUUCCGAAAUUAAAGGUGUUUCUAUUGACAAUAAGUGUCGUUGUAUUCACUUUUGAUUAGUUUUUUUCUGUUAUAGAUUAUAAUUCAAUGAAAUGAUCUUGUGCUUAUUUAAAGUAUUUAAAAUUCUUUACUUGUUAGUUUCUAAAGUUUCUAAACGUACGCUAGAUUUUAAAGAGAAAAUCAAAUAUAACUUUCAUGAUAUGACUUUUCCAACUUUAUUCCAAAAGCUGCCAACACAAUUUAAUUGCUUAAAUUUUAUUUUCAGCAUUUGGUUCAUCUUGUUUGUAUAUUGCAUCUUCCACAGCAAUAGCACAACAAUUUGCUGGAGAAAAACGACACAUUUUAUUGUCAAUACAAAGUGCAGCCGGUGGUAUAGGUGGAAUGGUUUUUUCAUUCUUUUUGAAAUAUCUCAGUGAUCAAUUUGGUUUGAAAGGGACCUUACUCCUUGCUGGAGGAGUUUACAUGCAAAUAUUACCUGCGGCUUUCUUGUGGCGGAGAAGUGAGAAUGAGACACUUGGACAUAUGCCAAAGGAAGGAACUAUAUACUGUACUAACACAACCAAAGUUGCCCACCAAAAUGACAUAGAUGUAGAUUCUCUUCUGUCAAAGAGUGGUAACACUUACAUGACUCAUAAGAAUGAAUUUAGUAUUCAUGUUGAUAAUGAUAAUGGUGGUAAUGCAGUGUUACAUCUGACGAAUGCUGACAACAGUAAUAAAAUCAAUUCAAAAUUAAUUGCUGAAACGAAUAUAUCCGUUUCCCUGACCCGACCUUAUGAUAUGAGACUAAUUGGUCGGAAGCACAUAGGUAUAACACUUAAAAGCAAGAACAUCCGGCGUGAAUCUAUUGGAAAAUAUUUGAAAGAUUUAGCAUUAAACCCUUCUUUUGUUUUGUUCGCAAUUGGACUGGCUAUUGUAUAUCCUGCUUUAGGAAUUCUAUUCAUCUUCAUCGUAGAUCUAUUUUUAGACUCUGGUUUGAGUGAAGAUGACGCUACUUUCGGACUUCUUCUGGUCCAUAUGUUUAGCAUAUUUGGUCGUCUGCUACCGGGUAUUGUCAUGCAGUCAAAGCAUAUCCCUUCUUUGUCUGUACCUAUUUGUGCAGCUGUCGUAAUGUCUGCUUGCAUGACCGGACUGGUUACAGUCACAGGUCUGAGGCUUCACCUUCUUAUGUUGGGUCUUAUUGGAAUACCGUAUGGAGUGUUUGUAUCAGUGUUUAAUGUGACAACACUAAAGAUUGUAGGGAUAGACGGGUUGUCCAGUGCAGUUGGUGUUCACUUCACACUAAAUGGUAUAGGCAGUGCUCUGGCUGGACCUAUUAGUGGAUCACUUCGUGAUAAAACUGGAUCAUACACGUACCCUUUUGGAAUCGCAUCAGGUGUAAUACUUGUGGGCGCAAUGUUUUUUACAUGUUCACUGCUAAUACGCAGAAAGAGUAACCGUGUACCACAUGUAUCCGAAAGGACUCCUUUGCUGCAAGAUGCUCACUGACAUAAUAUGUAUACUGCAGUAUAAUGUGUUGGACUUGGAAAUCGUCAAUUUUAUUAAAUGUUAUUUUUGAUAAGCAGAGUUUAUUCUUUUAUACAUACUUAAUAUAUAUUAUCUUACACUUUGUUUGAACAUACAUUUACAUAAGGUUAAAAUAGUCUCAAGUUCUCUUUUUAUAAUAAAUACGGUAUUAUUUUCCCUUAAAGGCCAGGCCAAAUCUUUUGUGGUGUUAUGUGUUCAUGUUUGUCCAUUUGUUAUGGGUGAUUGAACUGGUUUUGCAAGUUGAGUGAUGGAUGAUUUAUUUUGGUAUGCAAUUUUUAGCUGAUUUGGUUCUGGAAUGUAACAUUUCUUAGUAAUUUAAACCACUCCUUGUUUGACUCUCAAAGUGGAAACAUCUAUAUUAGUUUACUGUCAGUAAUUUCUUUAUAGAAAUAUUUGCUUGUAUCUUAUAUUCAAUUUAUUUAUUUUGAAGAAUCUCUUCUAUCAAGCCUGGUAUGUAUAUAUGUAUUUAUUUAUUUAUUUAAGAAAUUGUUUUAAUUGUAAUAUGAAUUGUUGUAUAAUAUUUUGUAUUAUGUAUUUUGUGUUGUAAAAUAUUUGUUUUGUAAUAUGAUGUCUUAUAGUUGUUUUAUUUUAUUACAGGUUUUAUUCUGGAUAAAAUAAAUAU